This is a messenger RNA of Anguilla rostrata (American eel), 3067 nucleotides long. Its product is annotated as 1-aminocyclopropane-1-carboxylate synthase-like protein 1. Gene Ontology annotation, molecular function: pyridoxal phosphate binding; transaminase activity. The transcript has 16 exons. The coding region runs from base 91 to 2514 and encodes 807 amino acids. Gene Ontology annotation, biological process: biosynthetic process; amino acid metabolic process. The record is from RefSeq and is a predicted model, not a curated record. NCBI's taxonomy places the organism in Eukaryota, Metazoa, Chordata, Actinopteri, Anguilliformes, Anguillidae.
UUAUCCUGGAAGAAUCUGAUCUGAAACGGUUUAGUCCGGGGCUGGGUGGUGCUGAGAUUCGUAGCCAAGAGCCGUCGCGCCGUCUAAAAAAUGGACUUUCGCGGUAAAAAGUACGAACGGGGAAGCGACUGGUCCGAUCCAGAGGUGGCAGAAUUGUUGCACCUGUGGGCGGACGAUUCCGUCCAAAUUGAGCUGGAGAGUUGUCUGAGAAAUCAGCACGUCUUCAAUCGGAUUGCGGAGGUUUUGCGAGAGAAAGGAAUCCUCCGCACCGGGGACGAAUGUAGGGAGAAAAUUAAGAAGAUGAAGUUGGACUAUCGGCGCAUCAAGGACAAUCAAAAGACCGUGCGCGGAGGGCGGACGUGGAAGUUUUAUGAAGUCAUGGAUCGGGUUUUGAAUAACCGUCCGCCUGUUUCCUACUCUUCCCUGGGGGGGACUGUCACAGCCCACCAAGUGCUUCAAGGAACACCCGCUUCGGACGCGUUCCUCCUGCACAACAUCCCAGCAGCUGCGUUCAGUUCUCCGUCCUCGGGUUCUCUCCUGUUCGGACACCCGCCCAAGCCGGGAGAUCUACUGGAGAUCAAACGUGAGGACGUUGACUCUGACAACGGGCUGCUGAACUCCGACCCGCAGCCGCCCGAGCUGCUGUACCAGAUCGAGCCGGACGCUGACAGUAAAUCUCUGGGUCUCGACCAGGAGGAUUUGGCGGAGAUGGGACGCGGAGAAGGGGUAGCGAACGCCCGCUUCUCCCCCUCAGUGGUCUUUGACCCUUCUUUUCCAGGGUUCAGCGAUCAAAACAUGCCCGUCGGCUCCGCCUCCUCCCCCUCCUGUCCGCUUGGCUCCGCCCCAAAGCCCGCCCGGCCUCCAGGCCCGGCCGAACCCGAGCGCGACCCCCCAGCGCCCCCAGACAGUGCCUGCCUGUCCUCCCGGGGGCAUCGCAUGUGCCAGCACCAGGGCAUGCUGCAGGAGGGCUUCCUCCUGUACCAGAAGGACAAGCACCACUUCACCAGCAACCGCAACGGAAUCGUCAAUUUGGGAACCAGUGAGAACAAGCUGUGUUACGACCUGCUGUCGAAACGGCUGAUGCAGGCAGACAUGCUCCACAUGGAUCCUGCUCUCCUGGAGUACCCUGACCGGAAAGGCCAUUCCUUCCUGAGAGAGGAAGUGGCCAGUUUCCUGACUGAGUACUGCAAGGCCCCUAGUCCACUGGAGCCAGAGAAUGUUGUGGUGAUGAGCGGCUGCAGUUCCUUGUUCUCCAGCAUCGCUGCGGUGACCUGUGAUCCUGGCGAUGCUAUUCUCGUCCCAACCCCCUUCUACGGGGCGAUCCGGGAGGACGUGGCGCUGUACAGUGGGGUGCGGCUCGUUCACUCUCACCUGGACUGCCAGCCCGGUGGUGGUGAUGACCGGCCUUUCCUGCUCACCGUGGAGAAACUAGAGAAGAGCAUGGAGCAGGCCAAGGCAGAGGGUGUGCGGGUCAGAGCCGUCAUCUUUGUGAACCCCCACAAUCCCCUGGGAGAAAUCUACUCCGCAGAGGAAAUGACAGCCUUUCUGGAGUUUGCCAAGCGGAACGCGCUGCAUGCCAUUGUUGAUGAGGUGUACAUGCUGUCUGUUUUCGAUGAGUCUGCCUCUUUCCGAAGCGUCCUCAGCUUCGACAGGUUGCCGGAUGUCCAACGGACGCAUGUGAUGUGGGGCAUGAGUAAGGACUUUGCAGCUGCAGGUCUGCGUAUGGGCGUGGUUUACUCUCAGAACCAGGACUUUGUGUUGGCGCUGACUCAGCUGGCGUUCUACCACGGCAUCCCGGGUCCCGCCCAGCACCAAGUGGCACAGCUGCUCCGGGAUAGGGACUGGGUGAGCCGGAAGUUCCUGCCCCAGAACCGCGCCCGCAUGGCGGCCGCUCAUCGCUACGUUUCGGGGGCGCUGCGGGGCCUGGGGAUCCCCUACCUGCACCGCCCCUCCGGGUUCUACAUCUGGGCCGACUUCCGCAAGGCGCUGUCGGAGCAGAGUUUCCUGGCGGAGAGGAAGUUGUGGCAGUGUUUCGUCAGGCACAAGGUCCUGGUGAGCCCAGGAGAGGCCUUCGCCUGUGCUAUGCCCGGGUGGUUCCGCAUCAUCUUCACCGACCAGGAGGAACGGCUUCAGCUGGGCAUGCAGAGACUGAGGAAGGCCCUGGAGGAGCUGGGGAGGGUGUCCGGUCAGGGGGCGGAGAACGGGGACGAGAAGGCGGGGCUCCAGAGCACAGCUGACGAGGCGGAGCCUAAACGGGACGGUCACGGCCCCCCUGCGGCCCCCCCCUCCGUCGCCACCUGCGCUGCCUCCUCAUUGGCUGAUGAGGAUUUCGUCACACUGGACCUCCAGGCCGCUCAGCCCGCCGCUGGCUCCGCCCUGGACUCUCUGAUUGGCACGCUGCGACAGCAGAUCCGCUCCCCCGAUUGGCUGGAGAAGAACACUCCGGAACUGUCCGCCGGGGAAGAUCCAGAACUCCUGGGGUCCCGAGACCUGCUGCAGCACGCCCACAAGUAGAGGCGGAGUCUUGGGGAGGGCCUUUCAACCGCCAUGUCCGCCUGAUCUAGACUUCGCCCCGGUCUGGAUUCCCCCCCGGUCUGGACUCCGCCCUGGUCUGGACUCCGCCCCGAUCUGGACCCACCCUGGUCUGGACUCCACCCUGGUCUGGACUCCGCCCCGAUCUGGACCCACCCUGGUCUGGACUCCGCCCUGGUCUGGAUUCCCCCCCGGUCUGGACUCCGCCCUGUCUGGACCCACCCUGGUCUGGACUUCGCCCUGGGUCUCUGGGUCCCUGGGAAACAGACUCCUGUGCUAUUCCUUUAUCAGGGUUUUAGAUGUUUUUUAUUUCUGUGGUUCUGUUCGGUAUCAGCCGUCCACCGCGCUCAGACCUGAUUGGCUGAAGCAGUUCUACUCUCACGCUGUGAAUUCUGACCCGGUUUUACCCCUUCCCUGAGUCCUCCGCGUACUGCGCGUGGACUGAGGGUUUUAAUUUUAUGCCCUUUACGUUUGUUACCCGUUGUUACCCGAGUUGCGAACGUGAUAAUAAAAUUUAAGAUGUCUGUUUCAAGAA